This is a messenger RNA of Uranotaenia lowii, 1446 nucleotides long. RefSeq names its product proline dehydrogenase 1, mitochondrial-like. NCBI's taxonomy places the organism in Eukaryota, Metazoa, Arthropoda, Insecta, Diptera, Culicidae. Bases 988 to 1446 code for a protein of 152 amino acids. The transcript has a single exon. The record is from RefSeq and is a predicted model, not a curated record.
GCUACCGUUCACUGUCUUUGGAUCCGCGCUGGCGUACGGUUUGAGUUUCGUCUCCUGAUCGAAGUGCAUACGUUUUGUCGUCCCCCUCGCUCGAAUCUACCACUGCGAAUCGGUUGAAGAUAAAAGAAGCUAUAACGAUAAUUGUCCUCCUUUUGUGCUUACUGUUGUUCCUUGUGUCCCCUUUCGAGCACCAUUAUAAUCGCCCUCGAGUGUUUGUUCGGGGAAAAAUUGCGUGGAAAUUUUUCACAAACGCGCGCCCGGAACUGCUGUUGGAAAGUGUUGGGGAUCUGUUUUUCUUCGGUGAAAAACUGCGUAUGUUGAAUCGAUAGCAUACCUUGUGCGGGAAUCUACAAGGCGCUACCAUUCCUAGUCAAUUAGUACAGUGUCUGCAAAUUAUCGGCGGUCGAUAGAAUUUAUUCGUUUUUCGAAAUUUUAGCGAUAUCCCGGUCAUCCAUAUCCGAACCCGUGGCCGCAGGUGCCAAAAAGAUCCCCUUUUGGAGUGAAAAAGUGUUUACGUAAUUUCGUGAAUUUUCUUGGUUGUGUAAUGUGAAGAAUCGUUCUCGCGUGUGUGCAAUAGAAGAGUAUAAAAAGGGCAGCGCUACCGAGAGUUGGCAAGAAGAAGAAAACGGUUUUAGCAAAUUGUUCGUCGAAAUUCGCUCCGACCGACCGUCGUCGUCGUCCUGUGCCAUUGCCGUCGUCGUUUGAAGGAAGAAAAGAAAUACACCAAAACGGACUCUGCUGCCACUUUGGGUGUAGUUGUGUGAGCCCUUUUGUGGAUCAAACAGGAGCAGCAAAAAAGGUUGCAGCCUUCUCCCCUUCUCGCCGUCGGUCCGACCUUGGUCACAUAGCGCUUGGCCGUGCAGAUCCAUCAAACGCUGAACAGAGCAGCAGUAAACGUCAGGAAUAACCCAAACAGGCAGACAGACGACAGGCUCGCUAGGACGUUUCCGUGUCGUGGUAGAAUAAUCCUCCCGGUCGUGUUGUGUAAUGGCGUUUCUGCGUUCGGUAGCUCGAUGCAAUAGUCUGGUAUCGCGCAAAGUUUCUUCAUCUUCAUCCCCAUCGGUGCUUGGCAGUGGUCUUCCCGCCGGUCAACGUGCUGGAUUCUCGCUCAAUGACCCACUGCUGAUUGCCGGUGACCACCAUGCGUCCCUCGCCUAUCUCUGCCAAACGUUGGCAGGUGGACAACUUCACCAGCGACGGUUUCGUUCAGUAACGGCCACUGCAACGGCUGGAGGGCAUCAUGUGGCCAAACAGCAGCAGCAACAGCAAAAUGACCCAGGCUCCCCCCAUCGGGACCCGCUGGACGUCAGCUUCAAUGACCCGAACGCCGCCUUUAAGAGCAAAACAACGUUCGAGCUGAUCCGAGCCUACUUCGUCUAUCUGCUCUGUUCGUCCGAGUUUCUGGUCGAGAACAACAUGAAGGUAAACGUUUUCGGUACCAAAUGA